UUCCCCACAGUCGUCCCGAGCUCCCUCCGGCUGCUGCUGCUUUCCCCUUCCCUCACACAUCCAAAUCCUUCCAAAUCCCGUGCAAAAGCCGGGAUCUUUUUCAAUUUAGCACUAGCGCUACAUGAGAUCAUGAGCUCCGAGGACUCGCUCAAGUCGCUGUCGCUCGACUACCUCAACCUGCUCAUCAACGGCCAGGCCUUCAGCGACGUGGCCUUCAGCGUCGAGGGCCGCCUCGUGCACGCGCACCGCUGCGUGCUCGCCGCCAGGAGCCUCUUCUUCAGGAAGCUCUUCUGCGGCCUCGACCCCAGCCACCAGCCGCCACCGCCGCCGCUCAACUGGCCCACCUCGGCAGGAGCGGGAGGCGGAGGCGGAGGCUCACGUGGCGGCGGUGGCGGCAGCGGGGGCGCCCCGGCCGCGCCGGAGCUCGUCAUCCCCGUCAGCUCCAUCCGCUACGAGGUUCUGGUGCUGGUGCUGCAGUUCCUUUACAGCGGCCAAGCUUCUGUGGCGGCGCCCAAGAGCGGGCCGCUCCCAGGCUGCGGUGCGAGAGGAUGCUGGCACACCCGCUGUGGCGCCGCCGUCGACCUGGCCCUCGACACCCUCGCCGCCGCGCGCUCCUUCGGCGUCGAGCAGCUCGCCCUGCUGGUCCAGGUGGGGGAACAAAAAACCAUAAUUGAUUUGAUGCAGAAGCAAUUGGAGAGCAUGGUGAAGGAGGCGUCCGUGGACGACGUGAUGAAGGUCCUCAUGGCGUCUCGCAAGUUCGAGAUGCAGGAGCUCUGGGCCACCUGCUCCCACCUCGUCGCGCGCUCAGGCCUCUCCGCCGACCUCCUCGCCAAGCACCUCCCCAUCGACGUCGUCGCCAAGAUCGAGGAGAUCCGCGCCAAGUCGCCGCUCAACUCCGGAGGGGGCGCCUCCGCGCCGCGCUCGCCCUUCCUCACCCACCACUACCUGCCCAUCAACAACGCGCCGUCCUCCGCCGCCGACCGCGACCACAAGAUCCGGCGCAUGCGGCGUGCCCUCGACGCGGCCGACAUCGAGCUCGUCAAGCUCAUGGUCAUGGGCGAGGGGCUCGACCUCGACGACGCGCUGGCCGUGCACUACGCCGUGCAGAACUGCAACCGCGACGUCGUCAAGGCGCUCCUCGAGCUGGGCGCCGCCGACGUCAACUCCCGCGCUGGCCCGACGGGGAAGACCCCGCUACACCUGGCUGCGGAGAUGGUGUCGCCCGACAUGGUAUCUGUGCUCCUCGACCACCAUGCUGACCCCAAUGCCAGGACGCUCGACGGCGUCACCCCGCUGGACGUGCUCCGGGGACUCACCUCGGAGUUCCUCUUCAAGGGCGCCGUGCCGGGGCUCACCCACAUUGAGCCCAACAAGCUCAGGCUGUGCCUUGAGCUCGUGCAGUCAGCGGUCAUGGUAACAACGCGCGACGACGGCGGGGGUGGCGAUGGCGGCGGUGCUGGUGGAAGCGACGGCGGGAAUUUUGCUCGUGCUGACGCCGACGACAGCCUGGUGAGCCUCACCAUGAACUCCACGCUCAUGUACCAGGGCCAGGAGAUGGCAGCGCCGUCGGUGGCUGGCGAGGCUAGGAAUAAAGGAAACAACAACGGCCGCGCGAGCCCCUCCACCUUGUACUUCCCCAAUGGCUUCCCGUGAUUGUCAUCAACAGCUCCGGCCGUGUCAGUCUAGCUCGUCCUUCCUGUCACAGAUAUCUCCAUCGUCUUCCUCAAGCUCAAUCGAUGUGU
Molecule: messenger RNA, 1742 nt
Organism: Lolium rigidum
Lineage: Eukaryota; Viridiplantae; Streptophyta; Magnoliopsida; Poales; Poaceae
Product: BTB/POZ domain and ankyrin repeat-containing protein NH5.2
Exons: 2
Coding region: 130-1653 (507 amino acids)
Biological process (GO): plant organ development
Molecular function (GO): protein binding
Source: RefSeq, a predicted model, not a curated record